This is a messenger RNA of Erigeron canadensis, 2665 nucleotides long. RefSeq names its product G-type lectin S-receptor-like serine/threonine-protein kinase At4g27290. Gene Ontology annotation, molecular function: ATP binding; protein serine/threonine kinase activity. The coding region runs from base 21 to 2501 and encodes 826 amino acids. Lineage: Eukaryota; Viridiplantae; Streptophyta; Magnoliopsida; Asterales; Asteraceae. The transcript is spliced from 7 exons. Gene Ontology annotation, biological process: recognition of pollen; protein phosphorylation. The record is from RefSeq and is a predicted model, not a curated record.
AGUAUAUUAUCAUAUUGAGCAUGGAGGGAGGAGUAUUCAUCAUGAGGUUUCUUUUUCUGUUUUCUUUAGUAAUACUACUCCAUAAUGUUGAUAAAAUAUAUGCAGCUGAACUCAACACUAUUACAUAUUCAAGCCACUUAACAAAUGGAGACACUCUCGUCUCGCCACGAGGAAUUUUCGAACUAGGAUUCUUCCGACCCAAUUCUGAGACAAAAUUUCUUGGAAUUUGGUACAAAAACAUGUCUGUUCAAAUAGUGGUUUGGGUGGCUAAUAGAGAAUACCCGCGUCCUAAAUCAUCAGUAGAUGUGUUACGGAUUUCAGAUAAGGGAGAUCUAGUCCUCAUAAGAGAUACCACUAAUGAAACCAUUUGGUCCUCAUCAAACACUAAUACAGGAUCAAGAAAUACAACUGCGAAGCUUCUCGAUACUGGCAACUUGGUUGUCAUGGACGAUACCGAUUCCAAGGUUUUGUGGCAGAGUUUUGAUAAUCCAACUGAUACUCUUUUACCUGGCAUGAAGCUAGGGGAAGAUUAUGAAAAAAAAAUAGAGUGGAUUCUCUCAUCAUGGAAGACUAGUCAGGAUCCCGCCCCAGGUGAUUUCACCUGGGGCGUGGACAGAGGCAAUUAUCCUCAAAAUAUACUAAAGAAAAACGGGGUGAAGAUAUUCCGGGCUGGACCAUGGCGUAAGGAACGGCUUGUUGGGAACUUUAACUUUACAUUCAAUAUAGUUAUUAGUGAAAAGGAAGUGUCUUUAACAUUUAAUCUUGAAAACAAUACUAUCCCAUCAAGGGUCAUCUUGAAUUCUACAGGACAGCUAGAAAGUUUUAUGUGGGCCGAAGAUGCAAGAAAAUGGCUGCCUACUGUGUCAUUACCUAGAGAUAUAUGUGAUACAUACAAUACAUGUAAUGCUUAUGGAAGCUGCAGUGUUAAUACGACCACAAAUAAGCCCUCUUGUGCUUGCAUGGAUGAGAAAAGAUUUGUUCCUGAAUACGAAGAGAAUUGGGAAACACCGACUGGAUGGACAGAUGGAUGUGUCAGAAGAACGUCGUUGAAUUGUCAUAGUAAUGGGCAAUCAGACGACGGGUUUACGAAUUACACUAAUGUGAAGUUGCCAGAUACGCAGAGUUCUUGGUUCAAUACGAGUAUGACCAUGGAGGAAUGUAGAACUCAUUGCCUAAAGAAUUGUAGUUGCAUGGCUUACGCAAAUAUAGAAAGCAGCGGUGCCGGAUGCUUGAUUUGGGUGAAUGAUCUUAUGGACAUCAGAGUGUUUCCCGAAGGCAGUGGAUCUGGCCGAGAUAUUUUUGUAAGAAUGGCUUCUUCGGAAUUAGUUAUUUCCAAAGAAAAGAGAGGAGCAAACGUUAGAGCUAUCUUACUUAUCAUAUUUGCUGUGGUUCUUGUUAUAGCACUCAUAUCUACAUGGUGUAUAUAUGCAUGGAUUAAAAGGAAGGGGGGAUUGUGGAAUGCUUAUGAAAGGCACGAUGAAGCCAUGGAACUACCAUUACUUAGCUUUACUACAAUAGCUAAUGCAACGGCUAGAUUUUCACUUGACAAUAAACUUGGAGAGGGUGGAUUUGGAACCGUUUUUAAGGGUCAUCUAGACGAGGGGAUAGAAAUCGCAGUCAAGCGUCUCUCCAAGUCUUCCAGCCAAGGAGUAAAUGAGUUUAAGAAUGAAGUCAUAUGCGUUUCAAAACUUCAACACCGCAAUCUUGUAAAGCUUCUUGGCUGCUGCAUAAAAGGAAACGAGAAGCUUUUGGUUUAUGAAUACAUGCCAAAUGGAAGCUUAGACUCAUUUAUAUUCGAUAAAAGAAAAGGCAUGCUUCUUGAUUGGACAAAGCGCUUCAAUAUUAUCAUGGGAAUUGCUCGAGGACUUGUCUACUUGCAUCGAGAUUCACGACUAAGAAUCAUCCAUAGAGAUCUUAAAGCUAGCAACAUUCUACUGGAUGAGGACAUGAACCCAAAAAUAUCAGACUUUGGCGUAGCUAGAAGUUUUGGUGGAAACGAGACCCAAGCUAACACAGAACGAGUUGUAGGCACAUAUGGUUACAUGUCCCCGGAGUAUGCUCUAGAAGGUGUUUUCUCGAUAAAGUCAGAUGUAUUUAGCUUUGGUGUUUUGGUACUGGAGAUUUUGAUUGGGAAAAGAAAUAGGGGAUUAAUCCAACCAGAGAACGAAAAUAAUCUUAUCGGACAUGCAUGGCUCUUAUACAAGGAAGGGAGGUUAAUGGAAUUGAUUGAUCCAACUUUAGUUGAAUCUUGUCGACCACCCGAAGUUUUGAGGUCAAUCGAAGUUGGGUUGUUAUGUGUUCAGCAUAGUCCUGAAGAAAGGCCAAACAUGUCGAAUGUAAUUCGGAUGUUGGCAGGUGAAGGUGCAGUGCCUCAACCUAAGGAGCCGGCGUUUUUCACCGAGAAGGAUGAUCACUGGCUUGUAGGUGAAUUCUCUUCAAGCACUAAUUGUGGAGCAAGUACAAUCAAUCAUGUUCCUAUUACAAAGUCAAUUAGGCAAUAACAAGUAUAUAUAUUUAUAGCCCCUGUAUGAUAUUAUAGUUUCAACUGAUCACUAAUAUGGAUCAGAAAUGAACUUGAUAUUAUUUACGUGUAAAUUGGUAUCGCUAGUUGUUGAUUAGGCCCUUACCCAUACAUGUGUUAAAUUGAAAAACUUACUUUUUCUAA